Molecule: messenger RNA, 3584 nt
Organism: Microtus ochrogaster (prairie vole)
Lineage: Eukaryota; Metazoa; Chordata; Mammalia; Rodentia; Cricetidae
Gene: Acsm3
Product: acyl-CoA synthetase medium chain family member 3
Exons: 15
Coding region: 1012-2811 (599 amino acids)
Biological process (GO): fatty acid biosynthetic process; acyl-CoA metabolic process
Cellular component (GO): mitochondrial matrix
Molecular function (GO): fatty-acyl-CoA synthase activity; fatty acid ligase activity
Source: RefSeq, a predicted model, not a curated record
CAGAGGGAAAAGAGUGCUAUCUUAGGGAAGUCGGUGUAGAAAGUGCCUCUGGCAGGGGAUCUCCCCAAAGGAGGAUUUGGCCACAGGCUCUCAGGGAAGAGUUUCACGCAGUGGGGGUGCAAAGGUCUCAAAGCUGGAACACGGCUGGGUCUGGGGCGAGUAGGGGGACUGCUGUGGUUGAAGGGCAGGGAGGCAGAGAAUACCCCACAGCUUCUUAGAGUCCUCUGAAUGACUGGCAUGCUGAGAAACACUCAAGUGACCUGACAGUGUUGAUGCGUAGUUCUUCCCGGUUACUGAACACUCUUAUCAACCCUGCCCAAGCCUGUGUUUAUUCAUUUCAAAAUAGCUCUACAUCUCUUUCAAGUGUUCUUUCCCCUUUCUGAGAACUUCUGCCAUUCACAGGACUAGCCCUCACAACAGCUCCUCAACUCCCGCCUCCACCUCUGAAGGGCUGGGACUACACGUGUGGGCCUCCAAUUCUGGCAAUUCUCCAAUUCUCAGCAACUCUUUGGACACCUUGCCCUCCUGUGCACCCAGCUGACGAAAAGCCUGCCGGGUGUACAAAUCAUUACCUGUUAAGAAGGGCAGGUCGCAGGUCGGGGUUACGUAAAGGUCCAUGCUCCACCCUCCCGUGCCACCAAUCAAGUAAGGGAAGGCACUCGGGCGGUCAGCACUCUGACUGUCACACUCCUUCCACUUUGAUCUACUAAAUCAGAUGUGAGAAAUCAAGCCUCUCUUCCAUGAAGCAGGUCUGCUAUCACUACUGCUACCUUUCGGUUUCUCUGUAGAUUUUUGGAGCCUGCCCUGGAACCAGCUGCUGAGCCCCAACAAGCCCCACCUCCUCCAUGUCUUUUAUACCCAGUGAAAAACAAGGAGGCCCAAGCAGGAUGAUCUCAGAAGCUCAAGAUCAUGGACUGGUCAGUUUCUCACACAACGAGCUGGAUUAGUCUGCAUGGAAAUCCCAAGUGCUAAAACAUCCAGCAGCGCUGAUGCUAGAUAGCUCUUGUCGCCAUGGCAAUGUUACUUCAUGCUAAGUGUUUGCAGCGCCUAGCAAUUCCUGGUCCUCUAAGAGUCUUGUAUAAAGAUUACAGAACAGCAACCCCUCAGAACUUUUCCAACUAUGAAUCCAUGAAACAGGACUUCAAACUAGAGAUUCCAGAGCAUUUCAAUUUUGCAAAAGAUGUCCUGGACCAAUGGAGCAGUGUGGAAAAGGCUGGAGGGAGACUUUCCAACCCAGCCUUCUGGUGGAUAGAUGGAAAUGGAGGAGAAGUGAGAUGGGGUUUUGAAGAACUCGGAUCUUUAUCCAGGAAAUUUGCCAACAUACUCACAGAAGCCUGUUCCUUGCAAAGGGGAGACCGAGUAAUGGUGAUUCUGCCCAAGAUCCCAGAGUGGUGGCUUGCAAAUGUGGCCUGUCUGCGAACAGGGACAGUUUUAAUUCCGGGAACCACUCAGCUGACCCAGAAAGACAUCCUCUACAGACUACAGUCUUCAAAAGCAAAGUGCAUUAUUACUGAUGAUGCCUUAGCCCCAGCAGUAGAUGCUGUGGCAGCUAAAUGUGAAAAUCUUACCUCCAAACUCAUUGUGUCUCAGCACUCCAGAGAAGGGUGGGGGAACCUCAAGGAGAUGAUGAGACAUGCCAGCGACAACCAUACCUGCGUGAACACAAGGCACAAUGAGAUGAUGGCCAUCUACUUCACCAGUGGGACAACCGGGCAUCCUAAGAUGAUCGGACAUACCCACAGCAGUUUUGGUUUAGGAUUAUCUGUCAACGGAAGAUUCUGGCUGGAUUUGACAGACUCAGAUGUGAUGUGGAAUACGUCAGACACAGGUUGGGCAAAGUGUGCAUGGAGUAGUGUUUUUUCUCCAUGGAUCCAAGGAGCAUGUGUGUUUGCACACUAUUUGCCCCGUUUCGAGCAGACUUCCAUCUUGCAAACCCUCUCCAAGUUCCCCAUCACUGUCUUCUGUUCUGCGCCAACUGCCUACCGAAUGCUUGUACAGAAUGAUACAAUCAGAAGCUAUAAGUUCAAAAGCUUGAAGCACUGUGUGAGUGCUGGGGAACCAAUCAACCCUGAAGUGAUGGAGCAAUGGAGAAGGAAGACAGGCCUAGACAUCUACGAAGGAUACGGACAGACAGAAACGGUGCUGAUCUGUGGAAAUUUCAAAGGGAUGAAAAUUAAGCCUGGCUCAAUGGGAAAGCCUUCUCCUGCCUUUGAUGUGAAGAUUUUAGAUGAAAAUGGUGCUAUUCUUCCUCCUGGAAAAGAAGGGGACAUUGGUGUUCAAGUUCUUCCUGAGCGACCAUUUGGCCUUUUUACUCAUUAUGUAGAUAAUCCUUCAAAAACAGCCUCAACUCUACGAGGGAAUUAUUACAUCACUGGGGACAGGGGCUAUAUGGAUGAAGAUGGCUAUUUCUGGUUUGUUGCCAGAUCAGACGAUGUUAUAUUAUCCUCUGGCUACCGGAUUGGACCAUUUGAAGUAGAAAGUGCCCUGAUAGAACAUCCUUCCAUCGCAGAAUCAGCUGUUGUCAGCAGCCCAGACCCUGUCAGAGGAGAGGUAGUAAAGGCUUUUAUUGUUCUGAAUCCUGAUUACAAGUCACAUGAUCAAGAGCAACUGAAAAAGGAGAUUCAGGAGCACGUGAAAAAGACUACAGCGCCUUACAAAUACCCCAGAAAGGUGGGUAGCCUUGCUUCACCUGCAUUUGUUCAGUGCUUUGGAAAAGGUUUGGCUAUUUGUUUUUUCCUUUUUAAAAUGACCUCUCCCCUUAAACAUGCUAUACAAAAGGUUCCCAACAGAACUAAUGAUAAUAGACAAUAAAAAAAUUUUGAGAUAAAAUGAAGCCCCUAAAAUACUUUAGUCAAUUAGCUCAUAAUGCUAAAUGUAAAGAAAAACUUCAAUCAUCCCUUCACCUAGCCGUCAAAGCAGAGCUGUGCGGGACUAACUUCCUUCCUCCCCUUACUGCCAACAGGUGGAAUUCAUUGAAGAACUGCCAAAGACUGUCAGUGGGAAGGUCAAAAGAAAUGAACUGAGGAAAAAAGAAUGGAAAACUAUUUAAACUCAUCCACUAAUUAUUCAGAUAUUUAUAAACAAAUUCAGUGUCUACAGUCUUCAGGAACCAUAGGUCAUAUGGGCAAAUUGCUUCUAAACUGAAUUUAAAGUACCUUUUAGUAAUGACGUCAGAGGCUGAAUUCUGAAAUCAAAUAGUGAAUCUUUCUGUGUUCACCUCAAUGUUUCUGCAAUUUGGCAACAUAAACAAAGGUCAUCAGGUGCUGAGAGGUUUUAAAACUAUUUUAGGGAAAGUUUCUAAAUCGAAUUUCUACUCCACUGGUUUUCAAAACUUAAUUGAAUAAUUUUAAUGCGUUAAUAUACAAAUCAGAACAAAUAUUAAACCUCUUAAAAAAACUAAGUGACUUGUUUUUAGAAAAUUGUCAUAAUUCUUAGAAUAUUUACCUAAAAGUUGAAUAAGAAUUUUAUUAGUCAUAUUUUCACUCAAGUAAUUUAAAAAUAGCUUGAAAUUUGCUUCAAGGUCUAUAAGAGAAAGCUGUCAUGUGCUAUGUCUACUUAGUAAAUAAAUAUGGUUUAUAAAAGUA